This is a messenger RNA of Botrytis byssoidea, 2850 nucleotides long. RefSeq lists its product as uncharacterized. Gene Ontology annotation, biological process: protein phosphorylation. The record is from RefSeq and is a predicted model, not a curated record. Gene Ontology annotation, molecular function: protein kinase activity; ATP binding. Lineage: Eukaryota; Fungi; Ascomycota; Leotiomycetes; Helotiales; Sclerotiniaceae. The transcript is spliced from 5 exons. The coding region runs from base 1 to 2850 and encodes 949 amino acids.
AUGGCUGCCGGUGCUUCCAAUAGAUUUAACCCAGGAGGCUUUAGGGGUGUAAGGAAACCUCCAACCGCUGAAGAGUGGGAGAAAUUUUCCGAUUUUGAAAAGGAUCAGAAACGAGGGGAGGAAUGGAUGAACCGUGUUUAUGGAUGGGAUAUCAAUGCGGACGCCGAUACAUUGCCCAAGUCUAGAUGGAUCCCGGACAAGGUUUUAGGGAAGGGUAUUGUGGUCUUCAAGAAGGGGAUUAUCGAAAGGUCAGGUAAUGUACAUCAAGAGAGAAUUGUUGUAAAACAAGCAUCUAGUCCUGAAGCAAAAGCAAGGCUACAAAAUGGUGCGUCCAUUCUCGAUCACGUACGAGGAGGUACUGGCUACGAUGACGGUCAUAUAAUCCGACCAACUAGAGCAUAUGAAGAAGACUUGGGUACUGGCGCGGAUGAUACCUUCGAUCCCGCGUAUGUUCACGAGUUUGCCCCGGAAACAGUAGGAAGGACAUACACAACCUACUAUGAACAAGGAAAUCUCAAUCAGUGGCUAGAGAACAAUUUUGGCGAACAAUAUCUUUCAGAGAAUGAUCUUUGGAGCGUUAUGGGUUGUAUGGCGAAGAUCUGUAUGAAACUAGAGCAUGGUGAUUCGUCAAGAGCAAGUUACGAAACCCGAGAACAAUACAAGGCAGUGGUUCAUCUCGAUAUAAGACCAGAAAGCAUAUUUUGUACAAUGGACAAUGCCAAAACGGAGCACAGUAACGGCACACGAUUUCUACUUGGGAAAUUUGAAAAGGCAGCAGUAGUCCCCAGCGAUCCUAUGGACAAAUUAUGGAUGUUUCGUGUCCGAGGACGUGCUGAUCCAAAGUGGGCAACUCCGGAGCAAAAAUAUCCCGGCAUGGAGAGACGUAGCAUUGGUACACCUUGUAAUAUUUUUGGAAUAGGUGCGCUGCUAUAUUACAUGAUAACAGGAAGAGAACUCGGAAACAGUGCUUGGAAUAUCGGCAUCUCAGACUCGCCCACUGAUCAAGGACUGAAGCUUUAUUUUGGUGCAGACCUGCUGACAGAGCCUAUCGCAACACAACAGGAGUAUUCGAAAACGCUGGUUCGAACGAUUCUACAAUGCCUCUCAUAUCAUCCCAAGGAUCGAAUUGAUGCAAAAGAACUCCUAGCAUUGAGUGAAAGGGCAUUAAACCUCGUUGACAGACAACGUAUGCCAGGAGAAGUGCGAUAUAACCCCGGCGAUCCCGCCGUAAUUCUUGAACCACAGGAAGAAUUGCAACCUAAUGAUUACACUCCCUCAGACCUGAGCCUCAAGGUAUACAUGCCACCCGCAGAUCAGCCUGAGACUUUACGAGCCAGAGCAGAUAAAUGGCUUAAACGUUUCUUCCUAUUUCCCGACAGCACGAGGAGUCAACAAGCGAGAGAGAAACAACAAUUAGAAUAUGAGAGACAAGUCGAGAUACAGAGACAAGCAGAGGCCGCAGAAGUGGCCAGAAAGCAGGUACUGGCUGAUAUUGAGACUGCCGAAGCAGAGGAAAUUCGUCUUCAAAUUGAAGAGGAAGAAGAAGAAGACCGUAGAAUAGCCAAACAACGUGCAGAUAAGAGAGCUAAAAUGGCUGCGGAAAUAGCACGAAAGAGGGCAGCCGCUGGUGGUGAAUUGGAGAAACAGACACUACUACCUCAACCUGCUCGUAAACGUGGUCGAUCUCUUGAGAUUGAUGAAGAGAGAAGCCGUAAAAGAGCCCGUCCUGCAUCUCCUGUCAGAGCCAAUACCCCAGACACAGCUGCGGCCCAAGAAGUUGGUGUUCAGCCAGUGGAUGUUGAUAGCAACAAAGACAGGAACAUUCCACCACCGGGAGAUGCGGACAAACCUUCUGGAGCUUCAAAGCCUCCAGUGGGAGCUCAGCCUUACAAAUUUGUUUUGGAUCCAAACAUAGAUAUUGAACAGGACCUGCGAAUACGUGGUGAUCCUUCUUUUCAAGUUGAAUAUGCUGGUGUAAACACCACCGUAGAUAAACUUGACGAUAACUCCGCUUUUUGGAAAGAUCGGGCUUGGUGGAAGGGUACUCUUUUUGAGAAAGAGAAUCUUCCGCCAGAGGGUAAAGCCUUCUAUGAUUUUAUCCGUAUUACACAUGGGUUGAUACCACAAGCAUAUUCAGGAGCAGCUGGAGGAUUCGCAUUGCGCAAGUUGAGGGAGAACGAGAAUCAAGAGCGAGUUGAGAAAGAGAGAGAAGAAAGGAGAAAGGAGGAGGAGAAACAAGAGAGGCAAAGAAAAGAGAGACAAGAGGCCAGAGCCAAAGAGGAAGAGGAAAUGAGUCAGAGUCAAGCCCGUUGGGACAAAAUAAUGAAGCGCAAGGAUCCAGAGGAGCCAGAUAAUCAAAGAAAAGAACAUAAUAGGCAGGAAUCGCGUCGCACUCGUAAAUCUCGGAAUCCCUUGAAAGGAUUGAGCAUCGAUUCGCCGGAAUAUUGGAGAAUCUACAAUAAAAUGAGUCCUGGAGGGUCUGUUUCUGAUGAUUCCGAUGACUCUGUGCAAGAGGUACCCCCUCCACCAGCAAAAAACGUUCGCUUUCGCACUCCCCCUCGAGAUUAUCGUCUCAUGAUCCCAUCACCAGAACCAAGAUCACCCAAAUCACCCAAAUCACCCAAAGCACCAAAAGCACCAAAAACACCAAAAGAUGAACCUGCUGCAUGGUUCUGCCCAUACUGCAAUGAAAAGGCUAGUGGUUAUCUGAAAAAAGGGUCAUGUGCAAGCCAUAUAACAAGCAAACACAAAACGAAAACAGGAGGACCCAAAACCACCCCAUUUGUUCCUAAAGUUCGUCGUAAUCGAAAAGUUGUUUUCCCAGCAGGGUUUCUUAAUGACACGGUUUGA